Molecule: messenger RNA, 2262 nt
Organism: Chrysochloris asiatica (Cape golden mole)
Lineage: Eukaryota; Metazoa; Chordata; Mammalia; Afrosoricida; Chrysochloridae
Gene: MYBL1
Product: v-myb avian myeloblastosis viral oncogene homolog-like 1
Exons: 16
Coding region: 1-2262 (753 amino acids)
Biological process (GO): regulation of DNA-templated transcription
Cellular component (GO): nucleus
Molecular function (GO): RNA polymerase II cis-regulatory region sequence-specific DNA binding; DNA-binding transcription factor activity, RNA polymerase II-specific
Source: RefSeq, a predicted model, not a curated record
AUGGUCAAACAGAGUCAGUGUGAGGAUGAGGAUGAUGAUCUACAGUAUGCUGAUCAUGAUUAUGAAGUACCACAGCAAAAAGGAUUGAAGAAACUUUGGAACAGAGUAAAAUGGACAAGAGAUGAGGAUGAUAAGUUAAAGAAGUUGGUAGAACAACAUGGAACUGAUGAUUGGACUUUAAUUGCUAGUCAUCUUCAAAAUCGUUCUGAUUUUCAGUGCCAGCAUCGAUGGCAAAAAGUUUUAAAUCCAGAACUGAUAAAGGGUCCCUGGACUAAAGAAGAAGAUCAGAGGGUUAUUGAAUUAGUUCAGAAAUAUGGGCCAAAAAGAUGGUCUUUAAUUGCAAAACAUUUGAAAGGCAGAAUAGGCAAGCAGUGUAGAGAGAGAUGGCAUAACCAUCUGAAUCCUGAAGUAAAAAAGUCUUCCUGGACAGAAGAGGAGGACAGGAUCAUCUAUGAAGCACAUAAGCGGUUGGGAAAUCGUUGGGCGGAAAUUGCUAAGCUACUUCCGGGAAGGACUGAUAAUUCUAUAAAAAAUCACUGGAAUUCUACUAUGCGAAGAAAAGUGGAACAGGAGGGCUACUUACAAGAUGGAAUAAAAUCAGAACAAUCUUCAUCUAAACUCCAACACAAACCUUGUGCGACUAUGGAUCAUUUGCAAACCCAGAAUCAGUUUUACAUACCUGUUCAGAUCCCAAGCUAUCAGUAUGUGUCACCUGAAGGCAGUUGUGUAGAGCAUGUUCAGACUUCUUCUGCCUUUAUUCAGCAACCCUUUGUUGAUGAAGAUCCUGAUAAGGAAAAGAAAAUAAAGGAACUUGAGUUGCUUCUUAUGUCAGCUGAGAAUGAAGUUAGAAGAAAGCGAGUUCCAUCGCAGACUGGAAGCUUUUCUAACUGGUCUGGUAGUUUCCUUAUGGAUGAUAGCAUGUCUAAUACUCUAAAUAGCCUCGAGGAACAUACAAGUGAGUUUUACAGUAUGGAUGAGAAUCAGGCUGCGUCUGCUCAGCAGAAUUCACCCACAAAAUUCCUGGCCAUAGAGGCAAAUGCUGUGCUGUCUUCUCUACAGACCAUUCCAGAAUUUGCAGAGACUCUAGAACUUAUUGAAUCUGAUCCUGUAGCAUGGAGUGAUGUUACCAGUUUUGAUCUUUCUGAUGCUGCUGCUUCUCCUGUCAAGUCCACCCCAGUUAAGCUAAUGCGGAUUCAACACAAUGAAGGACCUAUGGAAUGUCAAUUUAAUGUUAGUCUUGUACUUGAAGGGAAAAAAAACAAUUGUAAUAGUGGAGACAGUGAGGCUAUUCCUCUAACUUGUCCAAAUGUGGCCAAGUUUAGCACUCCACCGACCAUCCUUAGAAAGAAGAAAAGAAUGCGAGGGGGCCAUUCCCCAGGCAGUGAUCUUGGUGAUGGCCCUUUCAGUGAUGGUGGUAACUCAGCACUAAAACACACACCGGUGAAAACACUACCAUUUUCUCCUUCACAGUUUUUUAACACAUGUCCUGGAAAUGAACAACUUAAUAUGGAAAAUCCUUCAUUUACAUCAACACCAAUUUGUGGGCAGAAAGUUCUCAUUACAACUCCUCUUCGUAAGGAAUCAACCCCCAAAGAUCAAAAGGAAAAUGUAGGGUUUAGAACUCCUACUAUUAGAAGAUCUAUAUUGGGUACCACACCAAGAACUCCUACUCCUUUUAAGAAUGCGCUUGCUGCUCAGGAGAAAAAAUAUGGACCUCUUAAAAUUGUGUCACAGCCACUUGCCUUCUUGGAAGAAGAUAUUCGGGAAGUUUUAAAAGAAGAAACUGGAACAGACAUAUUCCUGAAAGAGGAAGAUGAACCUGCUUACAAAAGCUGCAAACAAGAAGAGCAUACUACUUCUGUGAAGAAAGUCAGAAAAUCACUCAUUUUAGAUAAUUGGGAAAAAGAAGAACGAAAUCCUCAACUACUAACUGAAGAUAUUUCAGACAUGCAGUCAGAAAAUAUAUUUACAACAUCUUUAUUAAUGAUACCAUUAUUGGAAAUACAUGACAAUAGGUGCAGCUUGACUCCUGAAAAACAAGAUAUAAAUUCAACCAACAAAACAUGUACACUUACUAAAAAGAAACCAAACCCUAACACUUCUAAAGUUGUCAAAUUGGAAAAGAAUCUUCAGUCAAAUUGUGAAUGGGAAACAGUGGUUUAUGGGAAGACAGAAGACCAACUUAUUAUGACUGAACAAGCAAGAAGAUACCUGAGUACUUACACAGCUACCAGCAGCACUUCAAGAGCUCUAAUACUGUAA